Messenger RNA from Oncorhynchus masou masou (cherry salmon), 618 nucleotides. RefSeq names its product probable U6 snRNA-associated Sm-like protein LSm4. The record is from RefSeq and is a predicted model, not a curated record. The coding region runs from base 1 to 618 and encodes 205 amino acids. NCBI's taxonomy places the organism in Eukaryota, Metazoa, Chordata, Actinopteri, Salmoniformes, Salmonidae. The transcript is spliced from 2 exons.
AUGAAGAGGGCACGGCAGUGCCUCUUACCCCUCAGGAGGCUGAAAAGAUGUGGUAUGAGCACUGUGAUCCUCAAGACGUUCUGCACCAUCGAGAGCAUCUUGACAAACUGCAUCACCGCUUGGUAUGGCAAAUGCAACGCCCUUAACUGCAAAACGCUACAGAGGAUGGUGCCUAGUACAUCACUGGGGCCAAGCUCCCAGGACCUCUAUAUCAGGCGGUGUCAGACGAAGGCCAUAGAAUUUCCAAAGACUCCAGCCACCCAAACAAUUUGGCAGUACGUCCAACCGGCCUCCCAACCGCUGACCACGUGUAACUACGCCAGUCCAGGGUAUCGGGGACGGGGAUCGGGGACGGGGAUCGGGGACAGGGAUCGGGGACGGGGAUCGGGGACGGGGAUCGGGGACUGGGAUCGGGGACGGGGAUCGGGGACGGGGAUCGGGGACGGGGAUCGGGGACGGGGAUCGGGACGGGGAUCGGGGACGGGGACGGGGAUCGGGGACGGGGAUCGUCUGACGGGGAUCGGGGACGGGGAUCGGGGACGGGGAUCGGGGACGGGGAUCGGGGACAGGGAUCGGGGACAGGGAUCGUCUGACGGGGAUCGGGGACGGGGCUGCUGA